Ogataea parapolymorpha DL-1 is the source of this 1593-nucleotide messenger RNA. Its product is annotated as Chromatin structure-remodeling complex protein RSC58. NCBI's taxonomy places the organism in Eukaryota, Fungi, Ascomycota, Pichiomycetes, Pichiales, Pichiaceae. The transcript has a single exon. The coding region runs from base 1 to 1593 and encodes 530 amino acids. The record is from RefSeq and is a predicted model, not a curated record.
AUGAGGAAAGACGACAGACUAAAGUUCAACGUUUUCUUCACAGAUCUCGUAAAAGUUCUAAAAGAGAUAGAUACUUACGAAGUCCUCUCGAUUCAAUUACCAAAAAAUGAUAAGUUUUUCGAAAACGAUCCAAAGCAAAUAACAAGUAAUUUCCUGAACUUUUUGGAUUUGACGGGAAACGACUUUACGAGGGAUGCCAGCAUUGAAAACAAAUUCGAUUCUGCUGAGUACGAGUCCAUUUAUCAAAUUUACCAUGAUAUAAAGAUUGCAUCAUUGAUUGCUUAUUCGAGCAAAAACUCAGAAGCUGAUCAUUUGCAAAUUGAUCAUUUUUAUCGAAUUGCCGUAGAGCUUUUGUUAAAGGAAAGCCUACGACUUGAUAGUACAGUGGUGCUACAAGAGAGAGAAACCAGAAAAUCUUUUCGCAAUGAAAAUAAGCAAAAGGCAAAUAAACAGGAGAUAGAAAGUGAAGAUGAUAUCAGAACAAGUUUGAGAAAAGCCAUCAUCCGCGACUUCGAGCUAAUAACCACUUCCUAUUUCAACAAGUCAGAUGAUGCACUUUUGUUGACUGCGGCUAAUGGCGUUCCUUUCUUCUCCUCGUUGAACAAGCGCAUCUCUGAGUUGGACGACAGAAAGCCAAAUUUCGAUGAAGACGUACCCGUUGAAACCUUAACAGUUGUUCCAAGUCUAUUGGGUUCAAAAUCAGAAAGUUUAUCGCAGUUAUGUCAGACUCCGAUCAACCAGCAAGCUCUGCCAACGGAGAUCCUCUCACAAAGUUUCCAUCCAAAUUGGUACAAUAUCCCUGUCUCUCAAUGGAUCAAGCAUGGAAUUAACGAUGAGGCUUUCUCUUUUGCACCAAUGUAUGAUGAAAGUCGGUCUAUCAUCUCCAAUGAGUGGAAAGGUCUCAUUUGGCUGCAGCACUAUGGCCUCAAAAGAGUAUUGCAGAUCAAAAAACAACUUGAGAAGGAGCAGAAUGAAGAAAACGAAGUUGAUGCUGGGAAAUCCCCAGGAAUUGCAUGCGCUACAAAUGGAGCAGGAAAGUUGCAAGUUUCAAUGGAGCAGGAAACCAUCAAGGCAGAACCAGCAAUCGUUGAAGCUAGCAUUCCGGCUGAUCAGGUAGAGCACGAUCAGACUGAAAAUGGUAUAGACGAAGUUAGCGAGGAAGAGAUUGAACUGGAUUCGGGACCAAUAGAUUUAGAAAAAAUUAUCCAAUGGAAUGCUGGAAAUGUAAUUGAUGAAGACGAGCAGCAAAUUGUCAAUGACAAUUGUGUCCAAAAAACCAUCACCAAGCUCUUAUUAGAAUUGAAUCAACUAAGACGUGAACGUUUUAAAGGCGGUGCAGCUGGUAAAAGGGAGGUGUUCAAACCGAGUAAGACCGAGAUUAUUAGAUUUAACCAGCUAAGGCGCAUGAUAACGGGAAUAAUAAAGCACAAAAAUAUUCAACCACGGAAUUUAGAAAUAGAACCCAGUUCUCAAAUUCCGGUGCUACAACACAAUUACAGCGGUUCGUUACCAUCAUCAAUGAUGAGCGAUGCCCACAACUCGCAGGCCGUGCAAAUGGCAACUUACAACAGACCAAUGAAAAGGCGCCGGUGA